AUUGAUAUAAAUGUGGGAUGAAAGUCAAUGAUACCAGACUGAUAAUUUGUUAUACUCAAAGAUUUUUAUAUUGAUUUUGCUCUGUAUUUUGCAUUUCAAGAAAAUUUACAAUUUUGUGUUUUAAUUUAAAGCUACAGAUAAAGCAUGGGGCCAAGGGAAACUGAUGAUCAGCUAACAAUUGUGAAUCGAUCAGUGACACAUAAAAUUAGUAAAAAGCUUAUUAUCAGUAAAGUGCCUCAUUUUAAAAGAUCGCUUAAUCAUGAUUCAUUGGAAUCAAAGGAAAACAUGGUUAGACUGGAUUUUGAUGAGCAGGCUUUCGAAUUGUUUCUAACUUGGGUUCAAUAUGAUCUUAUGUUGAUCGAAAUGAAAAACUUGAUAAACCUAUGCACCAUAAUGGAUUACUUUGGAAUUGAAUAUUGGGUGGAUCAGUGUGCUGCCUAUUUCCAAGAAAGAUUUUCAAUGUCACACCUUCCAGUUGUUAUUCCACAAGUGACUCCAGUAUCUAAAUGUAUCAACUCUGCUGUUCUCAACGCUUUCAUCUGUCGACACUUCUCGAAGAUAGCAAGCUCAACUUUUUGGUUGAAUUUUCCUAUUGAAACCAUUGAAUAUAUUUGCAAUGUGGAUUCAAUGAUUCAUUCAGAGAUGCAAGUUUUUAAUGCCAUCGUGAAAUGGGUCAAUUUCGACACUGAUUCCAGAAAGAACUACCUUGAAAGAUUAUUCAAGUUGGUCAGAUGGUGCAAUUUGGACGACAAAGAUUUGUCUAAAAUAAAGGAAAAUGAUUUUUUCAAGAUUUUAAACAUUGAAUCGAUAUUUUGCACACCUGAUAAAUGCAUUGGUGAUUGUGAAUUCGAUCGAACCAAACAACAUUACUUCCUCCUGGUUGAGGAAUUGCAUGAAAAAGAUUUGCAAAUCAGAGUACUUGACCAAAGUUUUAAGCCAUUGAUUAUUCAAGUCUUCAAAUUAGACAUAUCAAUGCGUUUGGACCUGUUAAGCAAUGAGUAUUUUUCUCAUGUAUAUAAUAUUGAUUUAGAAAGCAAAAUGAUGAUCAUUGAUUGGAAUCAAAAUAGGUAUCGCUUGUUUGGUUUACGCGAUGUUGGACCUUAUGUAAAUAAAAUCAUGAAAUUCAUUACAAACAAUGUUCGUGGAAAAAACGAGCCAUAUGUUAUUAGUGACUAUGGGUCUUAUGCCGGAAAUUCAAUUCUCGAAUUGGAUGAACAAAUUGUUGGGAUUGGAGGAAUUAGGGAUAAUUGCGUGGGAAAUCGUUUGAUGUGUAAAGAAGCACCGAUUUCGGAAACCAUGAGCACAAACACAAAAAAUUAUCUGGUAACAGCUUUGGAAAAUAAGAUUUACAUUUUGAAAAAUGGACCGCUAAUCCAGUUCAAUGUUGCUAAUCAUGAGACGAAAGAAUUUUCAUGCAGUUAUAAGGGGAUAUCUGUUUUAAUUCCCAUGCCAUCUCAUGAUAAAGUUAUAUUGUUCAAUAGCAGAGCAAGAUUUUGCGAUUGUUUCGAUGUCAAAAAUGAAACAUGGAUGACAAUCGGUCUUCUGGCCGAUGGCAUUAACUAUACUGACGAUCAUAAAAAAUCGAAUGAUCGAAUGAUAACUUUUGCCUCAACCUUUUUACAAAGAGACAUUAUUAGACAUUUCAACAACCCUGAACUAAUGGCGUAACGACUAUGCACAGAUAUGUGUGUAUACGAAAAUACUCACACUGGGACCAAAGCACGAAACCAUUUCAAUAAGAUUUCGUAUUCAUAAUUUCCCUGACAUGCGGAAUUAUGAGAAAAGAGAAAGGAGGGAAAAUUCGGAAGGAUCCGUAUUAUUAAUUGGUGGAAUUGUAUGUAUUCAGUUACUUAUAGGUAAUUAUUCAGUCAAAUUCAAACAAACUCUCUUGUUUGUCAAUUUCGCUUGAAUUAGUUUCUAUUUCUAUUGCAUUCAUAUUAAUUAAUUCAUGUUCUUCUAAAGGAUAUCUAAUUUUGAGAAGUAAACUGUAAAGAACUGAUCGGCCAACUUUGUAUUUUAAUAAUAAACUUGAUGGAUUGAAAGUCAGA
Messenger RNA from Tetranychus urticae (two-spotted spider mite), 2048 nucleotides. RefSeq lists its product as uncharacterized. The record is from RefSeq and is a predicted model, not a curated record. Lineage: Eukaryota; Metazoa; Arthropoda; Arachnida; Trombidiformes; Tetranychidae.